Messenger RNA from Urocitellus parryii (Arctic ground squirrel), 2234 nucleotides. RefSeq names its product protein kinase cAMP-dependent type II regulatory subunit alpha (gene Prkar2a). Lineage: Eukaryota; Metazoa; Chordata; Mammalia; Rodentia; Sciuridae. Gene Ontology annotation, molecular function: cAMP-dependent protein kinase inhibitor activity; cAMP binding; protein kinase A catalytic subunit binding. The record is from RefSeq and is a predicted model, not a curated record. Gene Ontology annotation, biological process: negative regulation of cAMP-dependent protein kinase activity. Gene Ontology annotation, cellular component: cAMP-dependent protein kinase complex; cytosol.
CCUCCUGUCCAACUCUCCUCGCUGUGGGUGCCUCCGGCGGCGGUGGCGGCGGCGGCGGCGGCCCAGAGACAGCAGCGGCAGCACCAGACUGGCCGCGGUAGCGUAGGGUUGCGUGGCUCAGAAACAGACCCAGCCAAAGGGGCGCGACGCGAGGAAGGCAAACCAGGGCCGCUCGUUAGGAGACCGCGGGCGCCUAUAGAGAACCGGUGUGAAGGAGCGCAGAGGCUGUGGCCACCGGCGGCCCGUACUCGCCAGUCCCCGAGGCCGCCGCCGGCAUGAGCCACAUUCAGAUCCCGCCGGGGCUCACAGAGCUGCUGCAGGGGUACACAGUGGAGGUGCUGCGGCAGCAACCUCCUGACCUCGUCGACUUCGCGGUGGACUACUUCACCCGCCUGCGCGAGGCCCGCGCCCGAGCCUCAUUGCCGUCCACCGCCCCUCCUUUAGACUUACAUGCUCCAGAGCCCUGCCCGGACGCUGUAGCUGAAGCGGACGGCGACUCAGAGGAGGACGUGGAACUGGAAGUUCCAGUUCCUAGCAGAUUUAGUAGACGAGUAUCAGUCUGUGCAGAGACCUAUAACCCUGAUGAGGAAGAGGAAGAUACUGAUCCAAGGGUGAUUCAUCCUAAAACUGAUGAACAGAGAUCCAGACUUCAGGAAGCUUGUAAAGAUAUUCUUCUUUUCAAAAAUCUUGAUCAGGAACAGCUUUCUGAAGUACUCGAUGCCAUGUUUGAAAGGAUAGUCAAAGUUGAUGAACAUGUCAUUGACCAAGGAGAUGAUGGAGACAACUUUUAUGUCAUAGAAAGGGGAACUUACGACAUUUUAGUGACAAAAGAUAAUCAAACACGUUCUGUUGGUCAGUAUGAUAACCGUGGCAGUUUUGGAGAACUAGCUCUGAUGUACAACACCCCGAGAGCUGCUACCAUUGUCGCCACCUCAGAAGGCUCCCUUUGGGGAUUGGAUCGGGUGACUUUUAGAAGAAUCAUAGUGAAAAACAAUGCAAAAAAGAGGAAGAUGUUUGAAUCAUUUAUUGAGUCUGUGCCGCUCCUUAAAUCACUAGAGGUGUCAGAACGAAUGAAGAUUGUGGAUGUUAUAGGAGAAAAGAUCUAUAAGGAUGGAGAGCGCAUAAUCACUCAGGGUGAAAAGGCUGAUAGCUUUUACAUCAUAGAAUCUGGUGAAGUGAGCAUCUUGAUUAGAAGCAAGACUAAAACAAACAAGGAUGGUGGGAACCAAGAGGUUGAGAUUGCCCGCUGCCAUAAGGGACAGUACUUUGGAGAGCUUGCACUGGUUACCAACAAACCUAGAGCUGCUUCAGCUUAUGCAGUUGGAGAUGUCAAAUGCUUAGUUAUGGAUGUUCAAGCAUUUGAGAGGCUUCUGGGGCCCUGCAUGGAUAUCAUGAAGAGAAACAUCUCACACUACGAGGAACAGCUGGUGAAGAUGUUUGGCUCUAGCAUGGAUCUGAUUGACCCUGGGCAGUAGAUGUGCCACAUCCCAGAGCCUUCUCAGUGUGACACCAAAAACUUUCGGUCAGCCACAGAACAUACACAGAAGACAGACACGACAAAACUGUUCCUGCUGUUGCCACCGCUGCUGCCAUUGCUGUGGUUAUGGGCAUAUAGAAAACUUGAAAGUCAGCACUAAAGGAUGGGGAGAGGUUUGACCCACACCUCCACUUUGCUUCUGAAAGCCCAUUAUUAGACGACUUGUAAUGAUUACUUCAACCCAGUUUUCACAUCUUUGGUUCAGAAUGGCAUGUCUCUCCAACAAUUUAAGUGCCUGAUACAAAGUCCAAAGUGUAAACAUCCUCCUUUCCUUUCUUGCUGCUACUGUUGCUUUUGGAAUUACCCAUAAGGUCUGCAGAAACCUGUUGUAUAACUGUAGACAUCCUCCUUCAAUCUUUCUCAAGGAAGAUUACAACCUCAAUUUCCUUGUUUGUCUUUUGAGAAUGUCCACAGUGUGUUCACAGUUGCUGCCUUUAGUUUUACGGUAGAAAAUGGCAGCAGAUGUAAUAGAGGUCUGUGGUCCAGUGGCAUUGUAUUGUCUUCUGACAGCUGCACACAUUACAGCUGUCUCCAAGCCCACAGUGAUGCUUAGGGAAAGACCCUGUCUAGGGCCCAGAAGGUGAGUACUCUAGAACAGACUGAAAUCAGUGAGACCCAUGUUAGAACAGAAACUUUGUUUUUUUUUUUUGUUUUUUUUUUUUUUUUUUAAAGAGAGAGUGAGAGAGGAGAGAGAGAG